Venustampulla echinocandica is the source of this 1143-nucleotide messenger RNA. RefSeq lists its product as uncharacterized. The record is from RefSeq and is a predicted model, not a curated record. The coding region runs from base 1 to 1143 and encodes 380 amino acids. The transcript has a single exon. Lineage: Eukaryota; Fungi; Ascomycota; Leotiomycetes; Helotiales; Pleuroascaceae.
AUGUUGCUAUUACUCUCUCAUAUCUACGCAGCUGCGCAGUCUGCUUUGUUAUUAGCUACAUCUCGAACCAGUUCUCCGGUAACGCCACACACGAGAGAACUUAUCAUUCCCUAUUCCAACGUAUCAUCAAAUCUCCCACCAUUUACAAAUGAUCCCGAAAUUUCAUUCCGGCUCUCAAAUAGGACUUACGGUGUGAUCAUCGAUACCGGAACAACAGGCCUCGUGCUUUCCGCGGCAAUGUUGCCUAAUUGGGACCCAAGCACCGCCAGCGCACAUCCAGUAGGCUGGGAAUUUCUCUCAAGCAGCAAACUCCUUUGGAUUGGGGUCUGGAUCCCGCAGGAAAUCCAUUUCCUCACCACCGAAAAUAUCUCCGUUGUGGCCUCGGUCCCCGUACUAGCGAUUACCAAAAGCUACACAUGUCCCAGGUAUAAUGCUCGAACCGAUGGACCAAAUUGCUUCGACCCGACGGAAUCCGAAGAGAUGCCUGAUGACAUAUUAUUACUAGGCGUGGGAUUUGCGAGGCAAUCAGAUGGCCAGCCGCAAGGGACUCCAGAUAAGAAUCCGCUGCUUAAUAUCAUCCUGGUUGAUGGCGAGAAAAUAGCACCUUCUGACCGGUUAAAUUCGGGGUAUCGAAUCUCGCAGGAGGGUGUGAGUCUCGGCAUUCCACAGCGCGACUUGGACGAAUUCUCGAUUCUCAAUCUACAACCAGGCAAUACCAACGAUUCCCGGGAUUGGGGACCAGUCCCUGCAUGUAUCCGCGUUGGAGACUCACCUUGCGUCGAAGCAGAUGCCUUGAUUGACACUGGGAUCCCUCAGAUGUACAUGACAGUACCAUUUUCUAUGCCUGUGGAACGACACACGGAGCCUAGUUUGAGUAGUGGUGCGAAUGUUAGUGUGCUUGACGAUGGCCAGAUAGUCGAAAUCUUGUUUGGAAGACCAGGAAACUAUGUUGCCAGGUAUAAUUUUACGGUUGGGGACCACGAUGCAAGAGAUACGAGCCUGGCUCCUGUUCAAGCCAUUACGAGAAGAUCGGCUAUCAUAUCGCCGUUUGUUAAUACUGGGAGACAUCUCUUGCGAGGAUAUGAGGUUAUGUUUGAUGCUGUGGAGGGCAGGUAUGGCUUCAAGCCCUGGACUGGAAACUGA